Molecule: messenger RNA, 3029 nt
Organism: Hirundo rustica (Barn swallow)
Lineage: Eukaryota; Metazoa; Chordata; Aves; Passeriformes; Hirundinidae
Exons: 15
Coding region: 234-2069 (611 amino acids)
Cellular component (GO): precatalytic spliceosome
Molecular function (GO): single-stranded RNA binding; zinc ion binding; double-stranded RNA binding
Source: RefSeq, a predicted model, not a curated record
GACGGGCGCUGUGGGGGGCGAGGUUCCCGGAUGCUCGGUGGCUGGCCCGGCGGAGGAAGAUGUGGAUUGAUCCACGGAAUAAAACAAUAGCGCUUAAAUAGCAAAAUCAUAGCCCGGCUCGUCUGCCUGAGGCGUGCUCACCGCUCCCACCCGGUCGCUGUAAAUCGCCGUGUGAACAAGAGUUGGUUCUAUUUUUCUUUUUGUUUUUAUAUUCCCCCCCCCGGCCGUGCAGGAUGAGCGCCGUGCCUGAGGAAGCUAAGGCAGAAGAUGGCGAGGCGCAGCCUGAGACACGUUUUUACUGCGAAGUUUGUAAAAUUUACUGUACGUGUGCUAUAAGUCUUCAGUCUCACUAUCGUGGUGCAAAGCAUAGGAAGCGAGAGAAAGCCCUGAGACGCAGGACUCUCUAUAGUUCUUCAGCUCUAAUCCAAAUUCCGCUGAAGUAUCGAGUGUUCAAACGAGUGAAGAAACCAUUCAGAGGGAACAUAACCAGUCUGAAGGAUUUUAUGAAUGAUCCUAAAAGAGAAGAACCUCUGAUUGGUUUAGAACAUGUGGUUGAAAUCAGAUUUGAAGGAAGAAGAGAGCCACGUUACGAGUGCAGGCUGUGUGGCUAUAAUACAGAGGUGGCACCUAUGAUAGAACAUCUUAGUGGGUAUAAACACAGAAGAGAAUACAUUUGUAAAGAGUUUCCAGAUAAAAUGAGGAGAAGACCAACAGAUAUAAAAAAAUGCAAAAUCUCGUUUCUCAGACAGAUAGCAGAAGAGCUAGAGAAGAGUGAAGGAUUAAAAAUGUAUCAGAUUGAAGGCUAUGCAAGACCUGCUACCUCAUCCCCAUUGAAGGAGAAGGCAAGAUUGGAAGACGAUUAUAAGCAUGAGAACGAUCCUGUUCGGAAACAGAAAGCUCUGGAGUUCUUGGAAACUUUUCACAUCACCUCAGACUCAGAAGCAACACUUGUUGUUCACAUUACACAGGAACUCGUGGAGGCUUUGAAGGCCUUCUGUGAAAAGAAAGCAGCAGAUAAUUACACCGACAGUUUAGGCCCACUGGUGUCAGUGCCUCAAGAUGAAUUUCCAGAAAGCAAAAGCGUCCCAGAACACUAUGGGCCAGAUGGAGAGUACAAAGGAAGUUCUGACUGGAAUCAAGGUGUUUUGUCUCAGUAUGAAGAGUAUUCUGAAGAUGCUUCCUUUGCUCCUGCUCAUUCACACAGUUACCAGGCAGAUGGUGGAUCAUCCUCCUGUCAUCUGAGAUCUAAUGACUUUGCAAUGAUGCCUCCACUCAGGGACUCUACUGCUGUUGACCCUUACAAUCCUGUCAGUGGUAUCAGUGAAGGGCUGAGACAGCUCAGAAACUCCGUGUUCUGCAGGAAUUCGGCUGCUGGGGCCUCUUCAUACCAGACCAGCCUAGUGCAGGAGUACUCAGCAGAAUAUAUAUCCAGUGAUGUGCAAGGAAGUGAGCUCCUUGAUAACAGACUCUCAUUUGGUUGGGAAAAUACAAAAUGGAAGAAUCAACAAGAGUGUACACAAGCAAGGCAUAUAAUUGACCAAGAAUUACCCUAUCCCAAUUCUUCUGCCUCAUAUCCUUCAUCUGGAAGAUACUCUACAAACUAUGCUUCACAAAACUAUUCCUCUUACACCAACGAGUCUGCGAAUACUGGUACAUCUGCAAAUUCUGCUGUUUCAGGAAGAGGUGGCUUCAGGUGGCACCAGGACACUAGGUGGAAUGAGUGGAACGAGAACUCUAGGUGGAACAAGAACUCUAGCUGGAAGCAGGAAUCUAGGUGUCGAGGAUUCAGGUAUCAGAUAUCAGGCUACCAGAGAGACUGGAGUUCACAUCAGGACUCAUUUUCUGGCAGUGCUUUAUACCAAGAUCACCAGCAGUUCAGAAGCUCAGAAGAGGUGUUUGAUGGAGUUGAUGUUGGUCUUGCUCCCAAUGCUGUGAACAGACUACUAGGAAAGGAUGUACCUACAAUGACCAGUAUGCUCAAACAGUUGGCUCCCUAUUAUCCAGGACUUCAAAAAAUAAAUACUCAGACAUUCGUCAAUGUGCUAAUAGAAACUAGAGAGAAAAAUUAAGGAGCAACAACAGCUGAACUGGACAGAGAUGAAGAGAUUUGAGAAUCUCUAUCACUUGGCUUUCAGGAAAGAGACUGCAUUUAACUCUGUUGGACUGGCUUGGGAAAGGUAAAGAGAGGUAAGGGUUUAAGUUUUCAAUGUGAAAUAUAGCUGGAACAUGAACUUGCACAUAAUGGGUGAACAUACUAUUUUGUUUACGCUUUUUGUAAUGUAUUUGUUAUAUCUUAGUAUAUUACAGAAAAGAAAUCUUUGGUUAUUUUUUGAAAAUAUGUUAAAAUUACUCUGUCAGCAAAAAGCUAAUAAUCCUUUUAAUACCCUUCUCAAUUCAGAAGAGAAAGGAAGGUUUACUUUUAUGUUACCUACUUAGGAGGAAUAUUCAUUGAAAAUACAGGUUUACUUUUCUUCAAAAAAGGCCAGUUUCAUUAAUUUGAGGCUUUAUAAUUAGCAUAUAUUCAGAAAUUGAUACACUACAUUUCUUUAUAUACAGAGAAAGGAGAAUGUCACAGCAAAGGUAUUCUGUCUUAAUGUGAUGCUAUAUGGGGAAAAUGUAAUCUGUACUAGAGGACUGGUAUGUAAUGGGGCACAUUAGUUUUGUUUUUUUGCAGAGGAAGAAAUUGUGUGAAAUGUAUGCAGGUUUUUAAAUCAUGUUAUUCAAAAUGAAAUAAUUAUAAAUUGUCUUUAAAAACUCAUUUGGUGAAUGGACCCAUGCUAAAAUAAAAAUUCUUGAUUCUUUCUACUGGCAAAAGCAUAUUAAGAAAUAGUAGAACCCAUGAGGCAAUCAGAAAAAAUAACCGGAAAAAAAUAAAUAAACAAAAUGUUGUACCAACUGAGUAAUACUUACCAGUUCAUAAUGUGUAUCAGAGCCACAUGCUCAUGAAUGCUUGGCUUUAGAUAUCUGCUUUAUGUAAUUAAAACAAGCUUACAUGGAGCUGAAGAAAAGAAGUAAAGUGAGACAGUUUA